Messenger RNA from Solea senegalensis (Senegalese sole), 9987 nucleotides. It is a transcript of the gene igdcc4, whose product is annotated as immunoglobulin superfamily, DCC subclass, member 4. NCBI's taxonomy places the organism in Eukaryota, Metazoa, Chordata, Actinopteri, Pleuronectiformes, Soleidae. Gene Ontology annotation, cellular component: plasma membrane; axon. Gene Ontology annotation, molecular function: protein binding. Gene Ontology annotation, biological process: axon guidance; cell-cell adhesion. The record is from RefSeq and is a predicted model, not a curated record. The coding region runs from base 246 to 4016 and encodes 1256 amino acids. The transcript is spliced from 20 exons.
ACACACUUAACAUUCGUUCGCAACAUGGCGUUGGAGCGCCGAGAGACACGACGGCCGAGCAGCGCAGCCGCAUUGUGAGGAGAGCCACGGCACUACUGACCAAAAGAGACCGAAACACUCUUAAAGACUGUUUUACGCACCGGAGGAGACAAUAGCGCAUUCCGGUGUGUGCAUGUCGUUCUAACGGUAUAGCUGAUUGUAUAGACGCACGCUGCUACCCCACUGGUGGAAAUCAAAGACUGUACAUGGCGGUGGAGAGUACAAUCUGGCUGUUGUGUCUUCUUUCGCUGUUCUGUGGUCCAUCCAAGCAAGAAAAGCCUGUUUCGGUGGAGCUGAGCUGUGGAGCUGGGCCCAGCCAUGUAGUACUGGAGCCGGGUUUGCCCCUAUUGCUGGACUGCAAUCUUGGGGCCAGCGAGACACCUUUUAAUGUCACCUGGCUUCAGGAUGGCCAGAUCCUGCCUCUGGAGGGGGAAUACCUGCAGUAUCUGGGCAAUGGAUCGCUUCUCUUGCUGCCGUCUGCCCACGAUGGCCACCCUGCCCAAGACGUGGAGGGGGGCUAUAGCUGCGUGAGUGCCAGCACCCACGGAGCCCUCACCAGCCGGACUGUGAAUGUACUUAUGGCAAGUCUGUCUAAAUUCCACCAAGAACCAUCAGCCCAAACGGCGCCUGCUGGGGGAGCUGCCCGCUUCGAGUGCCAGAUUGAGGGAAUACCUACACCUGUGAUUACCUGGGAAAAGGAUAAACUAGCUGUCCCUGAAGAGACAAGGUUCAUUUCCCUUCCUAACGGGGUGCUCCAGAUCCUUGAGGUGAGCAAGGAGGAUGAGGGUGCCUACCGCUGUGUCGUGUCUAACUCUGCCAGGAAGGACGUCAGUCAUGAAGCCAGACUUACUGUCACCACAGGCUCUACUGAAGCCCUGAACAGAGUUGUAAUUGUUGCACCACCUCAGAAUGCCACUGUGGUGCUCGGCCGCCCUGCAGUGAUGGAGUGUAUGGCACAAGGCCAACCUAAACCACUGGUGUCCUGGAGUAGACAAGAUGGAAAAUCCAUUUCCACCGAUGUGGUUGUCCUUGCAACAAACCUGGUGAUUAGGGACACAAGGCGUCACCACGCCGGCGUCUAUGUCUGUCGCGCCAAUAAACCCAAGACCAGAGAGUUUGUCAUUGCUGCUGCUGAGCUGCAUGUGCCUGCCCCUCCGGUGAUUCUCCAGCCUCCUGAGACGGUGUCCCUCUCCCGGGGAAACACAGCCAGGUUUGUGUGCAACAGCUCUGGGGAGCCUCCUCCUGUGUUGCAUUGGCUGAAGAAUGGUCAACUCAUCAAGCCAUUCAGGCGAAUUAAGACCCAAAGCCCUGGAGUCCUGCUCAUUAACCAGCUGGCACUGGAGGAUGCAGGCUAUUACCAAUGUAUAGCGGACAACGGACUGGGCACGGCCUGCGCCACCGCUAUGCUGACAGUCAUUGUGAGGGAAGGUCUCCCGAGCCCUCCUCGUCACCUGUCUGCUACGCCGUACUCCAGCACAACUGCCCUGCUCACCUGGGAGAAACCCGAGUUCAACUCAGACCAAAUCAUCGGCUACUCUGUCCACUGCCAGCGGGUUGCAGGAUCAGAUAAUGUGGAGUACCAGUUCGCAAUGAACAAUGACACCACCGAAUAUCACGUCAGAGACCUUCUACCCCAUACUGCCUACACAUUUUUUGCGGUGGCUUAUUCUCCCAUGGGGGCCAGUCGUCCAUCCCAGCCUGUCACUGUGGAGAUGCUGGAGGAUGUACCAAGUGCACCUCCUCAGCUCUCUAUAGCUAGCACCUCCCCGACAGACAUCAGGCUAAUGUGGCAUCCGCUCUCAUCACAAUACAGUCGAGGAGCUGUUACCCGCUAUCGCAUUGAGUACAGCUCUCUGGAUGAUGUGGACACUGUUUUCUCUGUGGAAGUGGGUGGUAAUGAGACUCAGUUUACACUGAGAGAGCUGCAACCUAACCAGGCCUACCGCCUGAGGAUUGCAGCUGGAACAGGCAUUGGCUUUGGAGUCCCGUCAGAGUGGGCCCAACACCAAACAUUAGCUCACUACAACCACAGUGACCAUAGCAUGGUCAUUUUUGCCCCUACCGAGCUAAAAGUCAGAGCCAGAGUGAACACACUCAAUGUGACAUGGCAUCCCUCACCCAAUCACACACUGGUGUCUGGCUACAAGUUGUCCUGUCGAGAGGCUGACGCUGAGGAGUCGGCCAGUGGACAAAGGACGACACAAACCCACACCAUCAGGCUCCGUAAGAAGGAUAGGUAUCAUCUGCUCACUGGACUAGUCUCUGACCGGCAAUAUGAGGUGAGGGUUUGGGCAUUCAAUAAGCAGAUAGAUGGAGCAGCUGCAGUGUGGAAGGGAAGAACAGAGAAGGGCCAAGAAAAAGCAUCAUCACCCCCAGUGCACUUCCCUCCACCCUUGCCACCGAGCAGCAUUCAAGCCAAAGCCAACAGUUCCACUUCCAUUUGGCUGCGCUGGGAGAAACCGCGGUUCAGCAACACGCGCAUCAUCAACUACACAGUGCGCUGCAGCCCAGCAGGAACCACCAACGCCUCCCUGGUCUCCUAUCACACCAGUCCUGCUCAGGAGAUACUGCUCAGGGCGUUGAAGCCGUUCACCCGUUAUGAGUUGGCGGUGCAGUCUAAUGGAGUGGAUGUGGUGGGACCAUUCAGUGGCACUGUGGAGGAGUCGACUAUGUCUGACCGGCCCUCCUCACCUCCAGAGGAGCUGCAGCUGAGCGCUCUUGACUCCUCCUCUGUACUGGUGAGCUGGCGCCCCCCCCUGGAGCCUAAUGGUAUCAUUACCAGCUACAUGAUCUUGUACAGUGGCAAUCUCAGCCAGCCGGAGCAUAUAUGGAAAAAUCUCUCUCAGGAUGGGAGCAUUACAAGUGUUGAGAUCCAGGGUCUGUCCAGUGGCACCCGUUACUUUUUUAAGUUGGGAGCAUCUACAGAGGUGGGGUCAGGACCUUACUCACCUGUAAAGGAUGUUCACACUCCCCUUCCGAAAUACGAGCUGGACAUCCACACAGUGAUAGGCAUCAUAGUCGGCGUAUGUCUGGGACUGAUAUGCAUCCUCCUCUGCAUGUGCUUCAGCUUUCGUAAUGGCAAACCCAGGGAGAUCUCUGGGGGCUUUGAAUCCACAGCUGUGACCCCUCAGUACAGGAGAGGCGGCUGCUCCAUACCCUCCAACUUGCCAGAGUGCAGCGAUAGCCACGAGCUGGAAACCCUGAUGCCCCCCGGCAGCCAAGAGUCUGGUCAGCUGUUAGCAGAGGCCCCAGAGGAACAGAGCCUGAUGGCAAGUGCUAAUCCAGGGGAAGGGGAGGAUGCCUUCGCACCUGAGACCAAGGUGGCUUGGAACGGCUCUGUGAGUCAUAAUUGGGCCAAUAGAAUCACUAGAUACAGAGACACCAUAACAGAAGAUUGUCCAAUACUCAUUAAUGGAACUGUCAACAUGCUUAUUACUGAUAACAACACGGGCUUGGAAGGUCAUCUGUGUACAUCUCCGUGCAGUAACCAGGUCGAGGCAGAAGUCAUAGUUCACUCGGAGCUGUCAGAUCCCGGGAGGGAGAAACAAGAGGAGAGCGACGAGAGGGAGAGGGAUUCUACCACUACCGGGGGAGCCUUGUUAUCAGAGGACACAUAUUCCCCUUUGAGCCAGCCAAGUCUGCCAGGAGAGAAGAAACCUCUAGAAAAACUGUUGCUGGCCCAAAGACCCUCAAGUUUAUCGGGUAUCAAGUUGGUGGAAAAUGGGGAGCAAGAAGGCUUGAGAGACCAGUCGAUUGUAAAGAAGGAACCACAUCGGGACACGGGGCUUACCAAUGGCUUCCACUCCCCUAAGACUGUGAGGUCUGUGCUGAGGUCAGAGCAUCUGGAGAACGGGGACUCUAGACACUGCUCCUCUGCACCAGUGAAGGCCAUCUCUGUUGGACUGUCCCCUGCCCCCUUUGUCAGCUCCGGCCUUGUACACUCUACCUCAGCAGCGCACAGUUAUCUGUGCCCGUAGCUCUUAGGUGCAGGGCAUCAGCCCUUACACAAACAUUGAAACAGCUUCUUUUAAAAUUACAAAUUCACCCAGCAACAGGAUUCUUCAAGGAUUAUCUUUAUUGGAAUUAUUUCUCUCCCUUGCAAAGUUUUUAUAAAUUCUUUGAUUCCCACAACUUGUGUACAUACAGUAUACACAUACAGAAUAUUUUUUAGUGGUAGAGUCCUGUAAAUAUGCUUUCUCUAGCAUCACCACCACGCUUUUGUCUGGGUUGCUUCUCUGUCCAUAAGAGAGAAAAGAUGUAAUUAACUGGAUGGAAGUGGACGGAAGGAGGGUAUUCCCACUACUGUGUCUCCUUUCCACUCAGAAAUGAGAGAAAGCAAGGAACACUCCCUGAGUUAGUGAGUGAGUCAGUGAGUGAGCACUUGGUCAGGCUUUAAACAAGGAUGAGAGAAGUGGAAACUCAGCAGGUCUCCCUGGGCUUUUGUCACGUGGAUGCCGCUUUACAGUGGCACUGUGGAAUAAGCCUUCACGAGUACCUGCACACUCUGAGAGUGCAGAGCACCUGUGUCUCUCCUCAACCUCCUGUCGUCUCAGGGUCCACGCACAGACACACAAAUACACACAAUGACACACAGGAAACAAAUCCUGAUUACACAGGAUCUCACAGAGUCCAAUGGGUCACACAUUUAUACACAUGUCUCCUAAAUUGAAGUGUGGGGGUCUCAGGUGCCUACGUAUUCUUAGUGCGUUUAAAGAGUCUGUAUAUUUCUAUAGAUUAUUGUAUUCAGAACAAGUAAAAAAAAGAAAAUGUCAACGUGUUAGAGUAAAGUAAAAGAAAAAUGUUGAGUAUACAGAUUCGGUACACAUGAAGUAUUCCUUUCCAAAACUGUACAUAUCCAGGUGGUGUGACUUUGUAAACCAGGGACCCUCAGUUAAAAAGUGAAGUGGCAUUUUUAUGUUUUAAAGAUGGUGGACCUCUCAUAUUGGAAUCAGUAUUGACAUGUUUUUGUUAAUACUAGUGUAAUUAUGUAGGUGGGAGAACUAGAGAUGUUAAAUAUACACCUCUGUCUGGUUUUGGCUCCCAGUGAAGGAUACACCUGAUGUCCAUCGUGGCAACAACAUCGUGGGCCAUUUUUUGGAGCCGACUUCGUACGUUUCCAGCUUGAUGUAAUAGUUCAAUGUGAAGUGCUUGCCAUGAUUUUUUCAGGGGAAAUAAUACAAGUUUUUUGUCCAUUUUCAGUGGAAAUUUAAUUUCCUUCUACUCGUCUGAUUGAUCUGGAGGGGACAUUUUCCACCAUAGUCUAAUCCGACAUAAUACAAAGUAAUUUUAUGUGGAAUUUUUUUACUCUCACCAUUUUCAUACCGCGGUGGUAUUCCUUAUGUAAUCAGGUUGCUUUUCCUAAUUAACCAAUAUAUGAAGAUGCAUUGCUAUGAUGUGUAUUGUAAAAGGGUAACUGGUGCAUCCCCAAUCCUUAUCAACAGCACUACCUCAUUUCUUUUCAGGAUGCUUUCCGGUGUGUGUGUGUGUGUGUGUGUGUGUGUUUAUGUGUUUAUUUUUUUAGUCUUAUCUUACUAGCACCUUUUAAAUUAAUUUGUCUGAUUUGACAACUUCUGUCCGUUGCAGAAAUAAUUGUCCUACACUGCCUGUAUGUUUUUAUGUUUUGUACAACAGAAAAUCGUGUCACAUUUAUGCAUUGCAGCCUCUUGUCAGAUGCUUAAAGGUUGCUUCAAUAAUCCCCUAAACAGGUCCAUCCAGUCACACUGACACCAAAUAUAGACAAGGAAAUGAAUGGCUCCUUUAAUUUGCCACUUGUGCCACUUGUAUGGCUUGUGGAUUUAUGGGUGAUCCAUGGAAUAAACAGUAUAUAAAGUUCAAAAUAAAAACAAGUGCUCACAUGAAAAGGAAAAUGGAAACAUUAAAAAAAAAAGAAUCUGGUCACACGAUCAUUUUAAACCCUUUACUUGAUGGCAAACUCAUCUAAUUUCACUUUCAGUACUCACUCUUCGUGUACGUUGGCACAUACCUUGUACCACUGAGUUGUCUUCUCAGUCCUGCGCUUUCACAGAGAAUACAAAAUGGAGGAACUGAUUAUAGCUUAGCAGUUUUGCCCUACCAACCGGCUGACAGCUUUACAAAAUUGCACUUGGUUUUAAUGCUUCUUAGACUUUAGCAAGAAGAAAAUAAAUUGAAAUGGUUGGCUGCGUAUUAGAACUUUGAGCCAAUCCUUUUGUAACCUAACUUUACCGAUUCCCCGCUAGGGUUUGGAGAUCACAUCCAAUAAUCCUAGCUGCAGUAUGCACCACUUUGUCCAGCUGUCUUCUCUCUUCGGCGGCAACAGUCUGUCAUGAAAUAGUAUGCAGGCACAAUGAAACUGCCUGAGUCAUUACUUGAACUGUCAGCUCCAUAUUCAAAGUAAUAAGGCUGAAUAUAUAAUAUGGACAGAUAGCUGCUGAGAGUCAGCUGUCACUGUGGCUGGAUACACUUAUACAAUCAUGUGGAUGAAAGAUGCAAAUUCCGAGAAUUUCGAAUGGUCUGUAUUUGAUCGGUUUCUCAAGACCAGAAUAAUCCGUUAUAGACUUUAUCAUACCAGGUAAACAAUGCCCAUGGGAUCUGGACCAAAAGGCCUGUUCUUCUCCAUUCUUUCCAUUUUCUAGGUUUAAAGAUCAUCAUUUUUGUAUACAUCUGAAUAAAUCAAUUUUUCAAUAUUUGAUUGAACAUCAAGCACAUUCUAAAUGAAUAUUCAAACAAAGAAAUGAAACAGCAGGAGAAAAAUACUGCCAGCCAUUAUCUAAAAUCUCCAAUUGGCCAUGUAAGUAUAGUCACUAUUUAUCUGCCUAAUUCAUGUCAACAAACUUAAUAUCAUCUCCCUCAGGUGGCACAUGUGUUCAAAUUACAGUGGCUUCAAAAAAAGUAUUGUUGUGACAACUGAUUUGUCUUGACAUAGGUAAAGUAUAUUAUAUUAUAAAGUCUCAACGCCAUCAUUUAAUUUCCCUUGUGGUGGAAAGAAAAAGGCGAGCGUUAGUAUUGAUGAGUGUGAACAUGUGAUGGAGAUCUGCCUUAUGGCAUACAUCACUAAAUCUGCAAACUUGUUACAAUAACCACAAGAACAUCCUUUUAAAAACCACCAUCCAAGCGGAGAAUUUAGCCCAGCCCUGCUGUGCUUGAUGUCUCGACUCCUCUCAGGUGGUUUAACUCUGGUCUUUCAUCAGUGAAAAGGGCAGAACAAAUCUGCUCUCUCCUGUCCUGCCUAUGUUUCUACUCAUGUCCAUAGAACUGUAAAAAUCUCGCUCGCUUAUAACUCAACUGCAUCAGCAACUGAACUGUACCCGGUUCCUUGACACAUGUAUGAAACAUAUUCAUAUUGUGUGUGCUCUGGAUCUUUUAUUGCUCUUGAAUUUCUUAAUGAAAACGCAUGGUUAGUGGUCUUGUUUUUUUAGGCUCUGCCAUGUACAGUAUAUACAGUCAACAUCAUGCUUUUCUUUUAAUGCAGUAGCAAUUAUAGGGACAGAAGUGAAUGUGCUGUUACCUGGGUCCAACAUUAAUUGUAAGGUCAUUGUAGGGAGAAUCCUGAACUGUCACACUUAUAUUAUAUAAAGUUAGUUAAAAUACGUUCUUAUUGGACGAUUCAAAAAACACUGUGCUGUGUUGAAUACAGCAUGCUCGUGUGGGAGGCAAAAAUACUCCUACGCCACUCAAGUCACCAAUCUAAAGUGACAGGCAUGUUUCAUUCAUUUCAUCCAACAUCAUUGAUUGAAAUGAUGUGAUUUCCAUCACUGUCAAGUGAGACACCUGUUGUGACAUCAUUGAUUGUGGCUACUGUUUAACUGUAUAGGGAGCAGCACAGCUUUCUGCCUUGUGGUUUGAUAAUGUAACCACCAAACUUUGUUUUUCGACCCAGGUUCUGUAUUGUUAUAGAAAAGUGUUUGCCGUCGUCUGGAUCGCCUGAGUCCAGAAAGAGGCAUUCUAUUCUCUAGUCUGAAGCAUUCCAGUUUAAUAUCUUGAACAUACCUCUCUCAGUCAGCUCAAACUCAGGCCGCGUUCUCCCUGCUCUGACAGGCGUCAUCCCCACACAUUCAGUUUAGAUGCUACAUUUACUCGUAGAGAAGCCGAUACCUGAACCCGAGCCGCAGUGUUUGCCAAACUGCUUGGACUAUGGACAAGUAAAUAGCGAUCAGUAAAGUAUCAGUGAAGACCGGUGUUUUGAGUCAUAGGUUUGAAACUGUCUCAUGCCCAUAUAAAUCGGACUUUUUUUCUCAUUAAAUACAAAAAACCAACAUAACAGCUGUUCGCCCUUCCAGCUUUUGUGUAAAAGCCUCUGUUGUCACUGCAAACAGACCACAGGCAUUUGGCAGUCAAGUAGACCAACACAAAGUAUAUAUUAUUUUGUUCCUCUGCCCACUGAAGGGCCCAGAUUUGUUCUAAAUGGACAUUAACACAUUUGGAAUCAGUUGAUGUGUGCCAGUGGGAUGCAGUUUCAGGUGACAAACAGACACUACUACAUCUGUGAUGUAGUUUUUAUUUGUUAGUUUGUUUUUUACUUUAGCGGUUAUAAUUUUCUCUUAGUAGCAUACAACAUUUAAAGUUAGCAGUUUGAAUCAGGGGUUUGUGCUUUGCCUGUUCUUGAAGUCUUGAUGCAAUAGUGGGAUAUUAUGGCAUGUGGAGCUGGAAUGGGAGAUACUGCCUGGAUAUACUGUAGUUUAGCAUAUGAGGAUGAAACUUCUCCUUACAGGAACUUGUUUUUCUCCUUUAACCACAGGUUAAUGUAACAUUUUCCCCUUUUGGUUUGUUUUUGUUAGUCAUGCAUAAUCUCAUUUCAAAUAGUAGACCAGUGCUUCAGUAAUUAUGCUACAUCCUCUUUUGUGGUGGAUUCAUUAAAACACUAUACAGAUAUGUACUUGUAAUUAGCCUGCUGUUUAGUUUAGCCAAGUCAUUUCCAAAAUACAGUGCAGACUUCUUUUUCUUUUUUUACCUCAGUUUUUACUCUUUAUAGUCUGGAUGGUUUCUUUUAAGCGAAGCAGGGUUUAAAAAAAAAAAAGAAAAAAAAGAAAAACAUGAAUAAACAAGAGGAUGGGGUCAGUGAAAUUAAUAAAAACUGACUUUUAUUGUGCUAUUUUGCAAUAGUGCAGUACAAAUCAGAUAAAAUAAAGAAAGUGUUGGGAAGAAUAGCCUAAAAGUCAGUCUUUGGUACAAAACCACUUCCAUACGUGCAAGUAAGUAUUAAGCAGGGAGAAGGGCUGUAGCAAAAUCCUUCCCAGACAGGUCUUACCUCUCAGUGCAGACAGUCAUUUAGAAAUAAUUGUCACAUCUCUACUCAGGUCCCACAUCUUUGCAUACAUUUGUGGAGGAUCGUGCCAGCAUAUCUUUCUCAGAUACAUGUCAUUUGUUGUCAAACAUUAUAUCCUAAUUGUGUCCUUUUGUAAAGUAAAUCAAGGAAACCCUGAUGCACAGGUGAUUUUUUUGUUCUGUUUUGUACAAAUCACAGAUGUAUGUAUGUACUGUAUCACUCAAUCUUACUUGCUCUUCUCUGUACAUUCUGGUGCUUUGUGGUGAGCUGCUUUGUCCGGUGAUGUCACACUGUUGUGCAUUUUUCUGUACGUCUCUUUCUCUAGUUUUGUGUGCACCAGCUCAGUCGUGCUCAGAAUGUGUAAGCACAGGCUCACACUCAUAUGUGCCACCAGCGAUGUGGUCUGCAACUACUCAGAUACCUAUGUAAUCAAUGUGUGCCAAACAACACCUCAUUCAUGUCAGACACUACUGUAGGAGCAACUCAUAGGAGCAAGUGACUCUGUGGGCCAUGAUCAACUUUGGACUGUCAUCUUUACAUUCAGAGAAGUGCCAUUUUCUUUCUCUUCACAGGAUAGGUAGUACUUGCGGUUUGUAGAAGUAUUUCAUCAGUUUUGCCGUAUGUGAACAUGUCAAAACUCACAGCAACUUUCAGAACGUCUGUGGAAACUACACUUCUGUAAAUAAACAUCAAAGAAAAGUAAA